UUUAUGGCAGACUUGCCACGUGAUAGAGUGACAGCUUAUGAACCACCGUUUACGUCGGUUGGCGUCGAUUAUUUCGGUCCAAUUGAAGUAAAACAAGGCAGAUGUCAUGUUAAACGUUAUGGUUGCAUAUUUACGUGCUUAAACACUCGUGCGUUGCAUAUUGAGAUUGCACAAUCUCUCAACACGGACUCAAUGCUUAACGCGUUGAGAAGAUUUGUAAGUUUAAUGGGAUGUCCACGAGAGAUCCGUAGUGAUAAUGGUACCAACUUUAAGAAAGCUGACAAAGAAUUAAAAGCCAGCAUAGACGAAUGGAACCACUCAAACAUCGAGAAUUUCUGUACACAAAGAGGUAUUAAUUGGGUAUUUAAUCCCCCAGGAGAAAGCCAUAUGGGAGGAGCGUGGGAAAGGAUGAUCAGGUCCGUGCGUCAGAUCUUAAGAGCGUUGUUGAAGGAGCAAAUUGUUUGUGACGAGGUGCUUUCCACAAUCAUUGCCGAAGUUGCGAAUAUACUCAACUGUAGACCACCUACAAGAAACAGUGAUGACCCAAGAGAUUCGGACCCCCUGACACCAAAUCACCUUCUACAUCUACGACCUUGUUCUUCUUUACCACCCGGCGUGUUUGGGAACGAUGACAAGAAUACGCGGCGUCAGUGGAGACAGGCACAAUUUCUAACCAAUAUGUUUUGGAAAAGAUGAAUCAAGGAGUACCUUCCUUCGUUACAAAGGCGACAAAAAUGGAACGAACUUCGGGAUAAUUUAAAGAUCGAUCACGUCGUACUUUUGGCCGAUGAGAAUUAUCCGAGAGGGCAAUGUUCGUUAGCUCGAGUGGUAGAAGUGAUGAAAGAAAAUGAUGGAAUGGUUCGUAGUGCCAAGAUAAAGACGUGUUCGACAGUAGUGACCCGUGCGGAACGGAAGCGUCGAGGAGAAGUGAAGACAACAACUGCUAUGUUGGAACGCCCGAUCACGAAGCUGUGUCGUCUGGAGAUGGACAACAUUUGAACUAGCAGGGAAGUAAACUAUCAUCAUAACGGUAGCUAUUUAAGUUGUGUAGUAAAUGAAUCUUAACGUUCAUUUAGGGGCCGGUGUAGCUACCAUUAGAUAUUAACAAUUAUUACAUAAUUAAGAAAACUAUUAAGCUGGGUUGGGGGGCGUGUUUUGGGAUUGAUAUUUUGCUCUUGACUGCAAGCGACGACGAAUUUGAACUGUGACUUAUUGUGAGCGAAAGAUUGAUUGUUAAAGAUGUGAAUUAGUUUGAUACAGUCG
This is a messenger RNA of Paramuricea clavata, 1263 nucleotides long. The record is from the annotation of a GenBank genome assembly. NCBI's taxonomy places the organism in Eukaryota, Metazoa, Cnidaria, Anthozoa, Malacalcyonacea, Plexauridae.